CGCCGCCGCCGCCCCGGGCAUGUCGUCCAACUGCACCAGCACCACGGCGGUGGCGGUGGCGCCGCUCAGCGCCAGCAAGACCAAGACCAAGAAGAAGCAUUUCGUGUGCCAGAAAGUGAAGCUAUUCCGGGCCAGCGAGCCGAUCCUCAGCGUCCUGAUGUGGGGGGUGAACCACACGAUGUGUCAACUGGAGAAGCACAGGCUUCCUUGAACCACAGAACACUUUACCAGGGUUUUCCUGGGUUAGGGAGAAGAGAGAAUGUAACCAUUUGAGAGAAGAUCAAUGAGCUGAGCAAUGUCCCUGUCCCUGUCAUGCUAAUGCCAGAUGACUUCAAAGCAUACAGCAAGAUCAAGGUGGACAAUCAUCUCUUCAAUAAAGAGAACCUCCCCAGCCGCUUUAAGUUUAAGGAGUACUGCCCCAUGGUGUUCCGAAAUCUCCGGGAAAGGUUUGGGAUUGAUGAUCAGGAUUACCAGAAUUCAGUGACACGCAGCGCCCCUAUCAAUAGUGACAGCCAGGGCCGAUGCGGCACCCAUUUCCUCACCACGUAUGACCGGCGCUUUGUCAUCAAGACUGUGUCAAGUGAGGAUGUGGCUGAGAUGCACAACAUCUUGAAGAAAUACCACCAGUUCAUAGUGGAGUGUCAUGGCAACACCCUUUUGCCACAGUUUCUGGGCAUGUAUCGCCUGACAGUGGACGGUGUGGAAACCUACAUGGUGGUCACGAGGAAUGUGUUCAGCCAUCGGCUCAACGUACACCGCAAGUAUGACCUCAAGGGUUCUACUGUUGCCAGAGAAGCAAGUGACAAGGAGAAGGCCAAGGACUUGCCAACAUACAAAGACAAUGACUUCCUCAAUGAAGGGCAGAAGCUGCACGUGGGAGAGGAAAGUAGAAAGAAUUUCCUGGAAAAACUGAAACGGGACGUAGAGUUCCUGGCCCAGCUGAAGAUCAUGGACUACAGUCUGCUGGUGGGCAUCCACGAUGUGGACCGGGCAGAGCAGGAGGAGAUGGAGGUGGAAGAGCGGGCCGAGGACGAGGAGUGUGAGAAUGACGGCAUGGGCGGCAGCCUGCUCUGCUCCUAUGGCACCCCUCCCGACAGCCCUGGCAACCUCCUCAGCUUUCCCCGGUUCUUUGGGCCUGGGGAAUUUGAUCCCUCUGUUGACGUCUAUGCCAUGAAAAGCCACGAAAGUGCCCCCAAGAAGGAGGUCUAUUUCAUGGCCAUCAUCGAUAUUCUCACGCCGUAUGAUACUAAGAAGAAAGCUGCACAUGCCGCCAAAACGGUGAAACAUGGGGCGGGGGCCGAGAUCUCGACUGUGAACCCUGAGCAGUACUCCAAACGCUUCAACGAGUUCAUGUCCAACAUCCUGACGUAGUUACCUUCUACCUUCAGCCAGAGCCAGAGAGCCGGAUGUGGGGUUGGGAAUCAGAAGAGGGAGAGGAUGUAUUUGGGGUGGAUGGGAAGGUGGGGAGCACAGUGGGGGACAGGGGAGGGCUUUACCAAUGAGGCUGUAGCCUGUGACACGGAAAGAGACUUGCUGGGGAGGAGGGGAUGUGCUGUAAUGUGCACAUAUAAUAUGUAGCCUCCCCUUCCCUUCCCCUUGAUUUCCCCCCAGUUUGACCCAGGUUAAAAAGGGGUUUCUUUUUCGUUACCUUGCAACCUUUUAAGAUACCUUGGAGCUAGAGAUGACUUUGUGGGUUUAUUUGGGUUUGUUCCUGAAAUUUCCUUGCUCUGGGUUUGCUAUUUAUAAUGAUGUAUAUCAUCACCCUAUCCUCAUUCCUCCAACCUGCCCUGCUUCCAGUUCCCUUCAGUUAAAAAGACACCCCAAAGACCCGGCCAGGGGUCCUGUCAGAGCCAAGCACUCUGAUGGCAGAGGAGCGGAGGGCAGACACUUCAGCCUGGAUUAACUUUUUCAUUUUAUGGAGUAUUGUGCACAACUUCCUCCACCUUUCCUCCUGGAUCCGAGUGAAACACUAUGUGAUUCUUCCAUCUAAAUGCUGUCCUCCAGAAGGAACACUCAGAUCAGCAUCAGGCAUCUUGGAUCCGAAUCAGAGAUCCCAGAGGGGAGUUCAUCCUCAUGGGAUGGUAAGGGGUCAGAGAAACUGGCUGGGCACUCAGACAGCUGGUUCUCAUACAACCCUGUAAACGGAUCAUCACCCAAGCCCUGGGCUGUCUUGGCCCCCAGAGUGCAGUUGUCCUCUCUAUAAAGCGUGUCUCCCACUGGUCAAAAGGAACAGAAAGCACCUUUGGAUAUAGCAGGACCCUUGUGCUAUGGUUAUUUCCUCUUGGGAAAACCACAGAAGCUGGCGAGUAUCAAAUGAGGUCUUGUGUCCUCCAUCCAUUUACUUCUGAUUGACCUUCUCCCAGGCACCCUCACAUGUAGAUGAGCAUUUAGCGGUGGGAGGGCGGGGGAUCUCCAUGUGCCUGGGGUGCUCCUUGCAGAUACCUUUUCAAGCCCUGGGCUACCAUGUAGAUAAUCCGACUCCCUGCACCUGUGGUUUGUCACCUGGAUAGUUAUGGCCAGCAGGGGGUGCUGCCACCUACAUUGGAGUGGUGCCCAACCCUGAAUUGCUUCUAAGUCACUUGAGGAUGUAACCUCAGGAACUCUAGGCUUCAUGUGGGCUGUUUUCCUUGUUCCCCUCUAGACUUUUAGCAGAUCUGCCAUCCACAGGCUUCCUCAGGAGUGGCAUCCUGCAGCUUCCUUCAGGAUCUCCACCCACCUGAGCCUGCUACCCAGGCCUCAGAAUUGAGCCGUGUGUCAUUCUGUGAUGCCAUCAGAGCAGUCUGGUCUGGCUAGGAAAGAAAUGGCCCUGCACUGGGGGAGGUACAGUCCUGCCUCUUCUCACCCCUCACCAGGAACAGGGGAUUUGGGAUGAGAUACGGUAAAACUUGUAGAUAAUCCCACAGAUGCAAAGAAAUUUUGUGGAACCAUUUUGAAUGAGAGGAUUGGUUUCCUUUGGCUCCCUCCAAACCUGGCCAAUCUCAGCUUCUGGAGCAGGAACCAGAACUGUCUCUGGGCCCUCCUCACAGCAUUUAGGUUGGGGAGGAGUGAGACAGCAUUCUUGGACUCUACUGGGGCUGCUGGAACCCUUCCAGAAGGGGCAGAUGGGUCAGACAACUGCCUUGGUCCCAGGAAGGAGCCAUAGGUAGCUGUAAACAGCAGCAAGACCACAAAAUGACUUGGGAAAGAACUUGGAACCAAGUGGCUCAUGGAGAAAACAAAUUUGACUUAGAAAGGGUUAUGUAGGAAUAAUGUUUGGACUUGAUUUCCCCACCUCCUAAUCAAGAAUGAAAAUCUGGAUCUCCUAGUCGGCCUUGUCAUCUCCAAAGCUUGGCAGGUGGCCUCCCACAGUCUCCACAGCCUUGGACUCCCACCCACUUCCUGCAUUUGGUCUGCUGAUCACGUUGCCAUAAUGUGUAUGACAGUGUAACACAAUCCUAUCUACCAGGUAUCUAAUUUCUUUAACAUUGCAGUUUUUGUGGGGUUUUUUCUUCCUUAUUGUUUACAUUUUGAAAGGUAGCAUUCUGUUUCAAAUGCUCUGUUUUUCCAACAGUAUUGUUGAUGGGGUCGAAACAUUUGAGCUGUGGUUGGAUGGAGUUUUAGGUAUUUUUAAAGGUAAUUCUCCAUGCCAUCUUCAAAACCUUGGGUUUGGCCCUCUGACUCCUUUGGCAUUCAGAUGUUUAAAAGCUAUUUAUCUUGGUUUAUGUAAGUUUUCUUUCUCUUCUUUUUGUAAUGAUGAAGAUACUGUAUUUGGUUUGCAGUCUGAAUGUAGAGAAAGUGAACUGGUCCCCAAGGUCUGGUCUGCCCCCACUCUUUUUUCCAAGUCCCACCAUUCCCUCUCUGGGCAGUGGAAGGCAUCUGAAGGGAAGUGACUACCCUCAGCCUCACUCUUUGGAGCCAUGGAGAAAAGCUCAACAGUUUUAUAGCAUCCCAGAAUAAUUCUGGGUCUCCCUAGAACUAAGGUUUAAGAAUAGGAAAUGGCUGACUGGGGAGGUGAUGGGAUAUGGGCAGGAUUCUUCUCUGUUCCAUUCUGCCACUUAACCAGUCAGUUUCUCCUACCCUGCCCAACUUGUGAAAGUCUACAGCUGAAGAACUAGUCUCCCAGGUCUCCCAGCCAAAGCAGGGGGUUCUCUGAAAACCCCACGUAGACCACUAGGUGAAGGCCUCCGGUCCCUGUCCUGUUAGCACACCAUUGAGUCUUUGUCCCCAGUGCGAGCUCCUUCCCUGCACCCUGUGGUUUGGGGGUUCAGGGGCAGGCUGGGAAGCCAGCAGUCCCAGGAGCACAGACUGAAGCAGUGCUCCAUCUCUCCGUAUCUAGCUCAGGGGUUACUGUUCUGUGGCAGGUGCCACGAGUCACUCCUGUGGCUAUUCUCAGUGGCACUAAGUUCCCACCACAGGCAGCUCUUCUUCCCCUUGCUCUUUCCACCUCAUUUCUCUUGCCUGUGCUUUGGGCCUCCCACAGUCCCUUGGUAGUGCUCAGGGCCUGGGACUAGACUCCUGCCUGAGUGACUUUUCCCCUCUUGUCUGCCAGGGCCUGCCCUGGAGAGGUGGACCAAAGAUCCAGGAUUUUCUCAGUAGCCAAUCCCACCCCCAGUUGUCUUUUUACCAUUUCAAGUUGGGAGAGACAAAACUUAAGCACUCCUCAGCAUUUGAACUAUUCAAGUUUUGGGGCCAGAAGGGACAGUGUAUUUAAACGCUUAGAGCUCUGGCUUAGGCCUGUGUUCCCCCAAGCCUAGGGACCUACCUCACUUUCUGGUAGAAAUGUGGGGAGGGGGAUCCAGCCUGAGCACAGGAAUCAAAGGGAAAACACAUUCAAACAACUGCCCCCAAACUUACCAGCCAUCCACAGGGGGCAGUGACAUGGCCCUAGCUUUCCUCUGAGAUGUGCUACUUCUGAAGAGUGCUUCCAAAGGGAAGAGGACACUCAGCUCUCCCCAGUGGGAUGUGCUGAGAUCUUUUGGAGGCUAGGGAGGAAACUUCCAGAGAAGACCUCUUCCCCUUGCUCAGAGCCAUUUUGUGAGUUGGGAACCAACAUUUGGGAAAGGGCCUGGUGCUGCUCAGCACACCCAAGCAUCAGGUCAGAUCAUUGUAAUAAAAAAAUGUGAAUGAAACUCAGAUUCAGCUUUUGGGGGAGCAGGAUAAACUACCACCCCAUCAUAUGUGUGUGACUUCUCAACUUCCACUGCAAUUUCCAUUUUUUUAAAUAGGAAUUUUGAACCCCGUGCUUGUCUCAUGUUUGCUGGGAACAGUUCGAGAUCCUGUUACUAUGUUAAAAUGCAUGCAUGUUAAGAUGAGUCUUCAACCCAAGGGAAAAAAUAAAACUUAAAAAGCUUUGUGUACA
Messenger RNA from Manis pentadactyla (Chinese pangolin), 5338 nucleotides. RefSeq names its product phosphatidylinositol-5-phosphate 4-kinase type 2 beta (gene PIP4K2B). Gene Ontology annotation, molecular function: phosphatidylinositol kinase activity. Gene Ontology annotation, biological process: phosphatidylinositol metabolic process. Bases 313 to 1371 code for a protein of 352 amino acids. The record is from RefSeq and is a predicted model, not a curated record. NCBI's taxonomy places the organism in Eukaryota, Metazoa, Chordata, Mammalia, Pholidota, Manidae. The transcript is spliced from 11 exons.